Lasiosphaeria miniovina is the source of this 1541-nucleotide messenger RNA. RefSeq names its product FAD/NAD(P)-binding domain-containing protein. The coding region runs from base 162 to 1490 and encodes 442 amino acids. Gene Ontology annotation, molecular function: FAD binding; monooxygenase activity. Lineage: Eukaryota; Fungi; Ascomycota; Sordariomycetes; Sordariales; Lasiosphaeriaceae. The transcript is spliced from 3 exons. The record is from RefSeq and is a predicted model, not a curated record.
UCUCCAAGCUCUCGCCUUCACCCCUCCUCUCCCAAGUCUCUAAUCGACAAGACCUUGCGAGUCGAGACUUGGCUGCGACUCGCUUCAUUACCACCAACUCCGAGGGACAGACAGCUGCGUAUACCUACAAGCUCUCCAGAAGGCACAAGGUCAAGGUCGGCAUGGCGGCGGCUCCCAAGACGGGCGUCAAGGUGGUGGUGGUCGGGGCCGGGUUCGGGGGGCUGACGGCGGCCAUCGAGUGCCACCUCAAGGGCCACGACGUGGAGGUGUACGAGAACUUCCCCGAGCUCAAGACGCUGGGCGAUAUCAUCUCGUUCGGUGCCAACGGCGGGCGCAUCUUCAACCGGUGGGCGUCGGGGGCCGUGGCGCGGCGGCUGCGGGCGCUGAGCAUCGACCUGCGCGGAUACGGCUUCCGCAUCCACAAGUACGACACGGGCGAGGUGGUCUACCACCAGAUCACCCCGCCCGACAAGCCCGACGCCCCCGUCUUCAACGGCCACCGCGGCGAGCUGCACCAGGUUGUCUUCAACUACGCGCGCGACGAGCUCGGCAUCCCCAUCCACCUCGGCCAGCUCGUCGAGGAGUACUUUGAGGAUGCCGAGAGAGCGGGCAUCGUGCUCCAGUCGGGCGAGAAGGUGUUUGCCGACAUCGUCAUUGGCGCCGACGGCGUACGCUCCAAGGCGCGCGAGCUGGUGCUGGGCUACGUCGACAAGCCCAAGAGCAGCGGGUACGCCGUGUGGCGGGCGUGGUUCCCCAACACGGACAUGAUCGCGGACCCGCGCACCAAGGAGUUCUGCGAGAAGGGCGACACGUUCAACGGGUGGAUUGGGCCCGACGUGCACUUCCUGUUCAGCACCAUCAAGAACGGCAGCGACUGCUGCUGGGUGCUGACGCACCGCGACGAGCACGACAUUGACGAGUCGUGGUCGUUCCCGGGCAAGCUGGAGGACGUCUACAAGGUGCUCGAGGGCUGGGACCCCGUGUGCCGCGCCAUCGUCGAGAAGACGCCCGCGCUCGUCGACUGGAAGCUCGUGUACCGCGACCCGCUACCCACCUGGGUCAGCCACCACGCCCGCAUCCUGCUGCUCGGCGACGCCGCCCAUCCCUUCCUGCCCACCAGCGCCCAGGGCGCCACCCAGGCCAUGGAGGACGGCGUCACCAUUGCCGUAUGCCUGCAGCGCGGCGGCCGCGAGAAUGUGCCCGCCGCCGUCAGGGCGUACCAGGAGAUCCGGUACGACCGCGUGCGCGCCGUGCAAAAGACGGGCGAGACGACGCGCGACCGCUGGCACAAGACCGACUGGGCCAAGGUCGCCGAGGACCCGGCCAGCAUCGCCUUCAGGCGCGAGGACUGGAUCCACGACCACGACGCCGAGGGCCACGCCGGCGACGUCUUUGACGACGUGUUCAAGCGCGUCACCACUGGCGCGUCCGACGGGAGAGCGGCGCCGCUGCUGCCUGUCGGCCCGGCGCCGCCUGCUGUUGCUGUUUGACGUGGUGCAAGUGUGUUGCGGGUGUUUAUGGAGGUCAGGGAGGGAGACAGG